This is a messenger RNA of Priapulus caudatus, 2455 nucleotides long. Its product is annotated as coiled-coil domain-containing protein 51-like. The record is from RefSeq and is a predicted model, not a curated record. The transcript is spliced from 4 exons. Lineage: Eukaryota; Metazoa; Priapulida; Priapulimorpha; Priapulimorphida; Priapulidae. Bases 12 to 911 code for a protein of 299 amino acids.
CUGCGCCGGAGAUGCGCAGAUCGAGAAAAGUCGCAUCCAGUAUGUCAGCCUACACGAUGGUGGGCAGAUUUUCCCGGCCGGUCGGGAAUCUUGCCCAUUUCCGACGACAUUUCGCUGAUAACGCUGCGACGACGUCGUCUAAGUCGCCCGUGGCAGCUCGCGUCGGACGUUGGAUGCAGAUGUACGAGGAUUUCAUCGGCAUUACGGAAGUGAAAGAGGCCCAAAACGGAGUCCUUCUGGCGGAGCAGCGUUUCCGCGUGGCGCAGGACGGACGUCGCGAGACGCAGGCCGAGAUCCAAUUGGUGCAGAUGCGUCUCAAGGACAUGCAUGGCGAACUGGACAAGGUGUCACGCGGCGAGGACCGAUACCUCCGUCUCGUCACGCGAGAAACACGCCGUCAUCAAAUCGGAGCGACUCUGCUCGCCGGAGUUCGGCUGCGCGCGAGGCAGCGGAGCGCAGACCGCUUCGCCGCGCUGGCCACCGCCGUGCGAGAGAGCCACGAGCGAGAGCGCGAGUACGCCGAGAAGACAAAGUACUGGUCGCUGAUCGGCUCGGUCUGGGCGCGCCCGAUCGCGUCGCGCGCGACGACCGUCGCGCAACACGUGCGCCUGCGGGAGCUCGGGGACAUCGCCGCGGCGACGGACGCGGGGCGGACGGAGUCGCUGGUCGGCGACGGAGCGACGCACGCGGAGAUGGAGCGCGUGCGAGCGCUCGUCGCCGCGGCAACCGCGUGCGAGGAUGCGGGGUUCGUCGUCGCGUACGCGGAGCCGAGGCUUCGGGAGGUUGUCGCCGAGGGUGCGGACGACCUCGAGUGGCGGGUCAAGGUCAAUUCGAUCGGCACGGUCGUGUUCGUGUAUGCGGCUUUCGCGCUCACGCUGCCUGUCCUCUACAACAUCUUCAAGGGCUUGUGAUUCUUGUGAUCUCGUUGCCAUGACGACGACGGCGGGCGGAGGCUGCGGGGAAGAGGAACGGUAGCAGGAACUUUGUCGCAGGAUUUUUCCGGACAGGAUUUUUCUGGAUAGGAUUUUUUCUGUGCGGCGAAGCCUUCACGUCGUUCCCCUCCGAGUCGAUCUGUCUAAUAAAUGUCUAUCCGUCACUGUCGAUCCGUCAGUCUGUCGCUUCGUCUGUCGGAUGGAGAGAACCUUGGGAAGGCUCGGCAGUUUGCGAUCACGCGGCGCCACCUAGGAUCAGACGAUCACGCGCUAGGAGAGGCGGUUGAGUCGCCACGAUGCCAGUUCAUCACCAUCACUGCCUCGCCAUCAUCCUCGCGCUCCGCAGGGAAGCUGCUACGCAGCCCUCUCUCCGUGGUCGUCACCUCUCGUCUGACAUGAAAAAGAGGACCAUGUGUGAGAGAACGCGUGUCCUAUGUAUCUAGAUAUAUUUCGUCGUUAGACUCUCACAUAGUUGCCAUGACUAGAAAGAGAGAUUUCGUCGUUAGUCCCUCUCCCCCCCGCACGCGCAGGGAAGCUGAGACAGAUCACUCUCUCCAUAGCCGUCACCUCUCGUCCGAUGCAAAAAGGAGAACUGCAUCCGAUAAAGAGCAGAGUUUUCAUUGUUAGACUCUCACAUAGUUUUCACGACUAUAAGGGGAGAUUUAGUCGUUAGUCUCUCCCCGGGAACUCCUCUGCAGGCGCGCAGGGAAGCUGUGAAGAAUCCCUCCCUCCAUAGUUCUCCCGCGUCAUCUUACGCCGGACUAGAGAGGGAGCUUUCAUCAUUAGUCUCUUCCCCGCGCACCACAGGAAAGCUGGGAGGGAUCCCUCUCUCCCUUGCACACCACAGGGAAGCUGGGAGGGAUCCCUCUCUCCCCCGCGCACCACAGGGAAGCUGGCAGGGAUCCCUCUCUACCCCUCGCACCACAGGGAAGCUGGCAGGGAUCCCUCUCUCCCCCGCGCACCACAGGGAAGCUGGGAGGGAUCCCUCUCUCCAUCACAUCUCGUUCGACUCCGGACUAGAGAGCAGAGCUUUGUUGUUAGAUUCCCUGCUACGAGGAGAGCUUUUAUUAAUAUUGAUCGAUACGUUUAAUUUAUGUGAAUAACGAACGUCGUUCCCGCGUGACACCCGCGCGAGUUUAACCUGCUGUAAAUACUAAACUCGCUCGGUGGUAUGGUAAACAAGUGAACGCUAGUGCUCGGGGCGAGCCGUGGAAGGAGUCCCCCCCCCUGCACCUCGUUAAAAAAAAUUGCGAUAGGUGGGGCGAGGUAUGUAGUGCCGCAUAGGAGAUAAGAGGUAUGUAGUAUGCACAUAGCAUAUAGGAGGCAAGAGGUAUAUAGUAUGCACAUAUAGGUGAGAUUAGGUAUAUGGUAUGAACAUAGGUGGGAAAAAGUACGUAGUAUGCGCAUUGAUGGGAUGCCGUACAUGUAGUGUGCACGUGUGUGAGAUUAGGUAUGUAGUAUGCACAUAGCACAUAGGAGGCAAGAGGUAUAUAGUAUGCAUAUAGCUUUAUAGUUAUAAGCUU